This is a messenger RNA of Tetrahymena thermophila SB210, 606 nucleotides long. RefSeq lists its product as hypothetical. The transcript has 2 exons. The record is from RefSeq and is a predicted model, not a curated record. Lineage: Eukaryota; Ciliophora; Oligohymenophorea; Hymenostomatida; Tetrahymenidae.
AUGUCUAGCUUACUUCUUUCUGAUUUAAAUAUUGAGACUAUAUGCCAUGAUUUAUUUGCAUUCGUUAAUUAGCAAGGAAAAUAAAGUAAAACCCUCUCAAAAGCUGAAUUGAAAAAGUAAAAUGAUGAAUUUGAUGUCGAUCAACGAACUUAAAAAUGCCAAAACCUUAAAUAAUGGUAUCAGUUAAAGGAGAGCUAGUUUUUAGGUUGCUCAAUGAUUAAUAUAAGCCAAGAAAAGUAAUUUAUAUGGGACGCCAAUCGUGAAUAGUAGCUUUGGUAUAAGAAUUUAGUAAUCCCUACUAUUAAAGUAAGCUUUCCUUUCAGUUAGAUUUCCUCAAAAAUACCUAAGAUCUCAGCUAAAAUAAGGUGCUUUAAAUAAUUAGAAAACAAUACUUUUAAAGAAGUAGAAUUAACAGGAGAAUUGGAAUAAGAUGUCAAAGACGAUAAACCCCUUUUCUUCUCAGGCAUAAAAUUUUUAGAGACUACCUUUAUCUCAAGAGUAUUAAUUUUUUUCUAAUCAUUUUUUACAAAUUUUAAUAAAACCUUAAAAAUACUAAUCUAUAUAAAUAUCUAUCUAAAAUAUAUAUUUUAAAUUUCAAUUUUUUGA